Molecule: messenger RNA, 1549 nt
Organism: Centruroides sculpturatus (bark scorpion)
Lineage: Eukaryota; Metazoa; Arthropoda; Arachnida; Scorpiones; Buthidae
Product: protein-glutamate O-methyltransferase-like
Exons: 3
Coding region: 1-909 (302 amino acids)
Biological process (GO): DNA damage response
Cellular component (GO): cytoplasm; nucleus
Molecular function (GO): phosphatase activity
Source: RefSeq, a predicted model, not a curated record
AUGGUAGCACUGCAACAGAGAAGGCAUUCUGUGUCCUGCAGUCCACAAACUCAGAAUUGGUCAUCAUUGUGCAACAAGAAUUCAGUUACUCUUCAUACUGAUGUUGGUAAUAUUAAAAUUGAACUUUUCUGUGAGCAAUGUCCUAAAGCUUGUGAGCUAUCAUUAUGGUCAAAUAGGUGUGAUUUAUCCAUUUCGGCUGGUAAAGAAAAUGUGCAGAAAGAUUGUCUCAUUAAGCAGUUGGAGGAACUUAACAAGAAUAUUUUAGUAAAUGAUAUUGACAAACUAUGGGAAUAUAUAAAUAAAACUGCUCAAAAUUCAAAUAUUUGUCUUGAUAUAAUUUUAGACAAUGUUGGCUUUGAAUUAAUUUGUGAUUUAUGUUUGUUAGAAUUCCUUACAGCUACAAAACUUAUUGACAAAGCAAGAAUAUAUGUUAAAAUGAUACCUUGGUAUGUGUCUGAUACAAUGGAAAAAGAUAUAUACUGGACAUUGAAUGAAUUGGGACAAGUACAAAAUGAGAAAGUUUGUACUCUUGUAGAUAGAUACAAUAAAAGAUUAAAGUGUGGAGAAUGGAAGAUUGAAAAAGAACAGUUCUGGACGUUACCUUAUGAUUUUAGUGAAAUGAAAAUUGUAGAUAAAGCUUUAUAUCAAAAGUUAAGUGAUGCUGAUAUUAUUUUAUUUAAAGGAGACUUAAAUUAUAGAAAAUUGGUUGGAGAUAGAAAGUGGCCUACCACCACACCCUUUCACAUUGCUUUAAAUAAUUUUUUACCAUCAACAUUAUGUGCCUUAAGAACAUUGAAAGCUGAUGUUGUAACUGGAUUGGCUUCAGGACAAGCAGAGAAACUUCAAAACUUUCAAAGUGAUUGGAUGAUUUCAGGUGAAUAUGCAGUCAUACAAUGUGUGAUAAAAUAAUGAAAUUAAGUAUUAUACAUUAUAUGAGUAAUUUGUUCAAAUAAAUUUAACAUUUUAAAAAUUUUGUUUUAAUGAGUUGAAUUGUCUAUUUUAAAUUAAAUAAAAUAUUUCUAUGAUUUCUAUGGAAAGUUGUUAUAAUAAAAUUAAUAUAUGAAGAUAAGAAGAUUCAAAUAAAUUUUUUCUUUUAAAAUGUAUAACAUCGGGUAGGGAAAAUUUAUUUGGUUAAUUUUGAUGUCAUUUCCAAGAUAAGAAUAACAAAAAUAUUCAGUACUGUGUUUUACAGAUCAUUUGUUUAUAAAUUUUAUGAUGUUGGUUUAAAAUGCCAAAUUUUGCCAUCUUGAUGUCAUAUCAAUAGUUAAUAUGGUUAUAACUUGAUUAACAAUUGGUCACAGUUCAUUGUUCUAUUGACUACAAGCAUUAUAUCAAAUAUAUUGCUGUUUCAUUUUUUCUUUUGUAUACAAUAUAAUCUCACUAAUUUGGACUAAUUGGGGGAAAAGUCUGGAUAGCCUAAAUUAUUGAAAGUCUGAAUUAACAGUGUUUUUACUCAAAUUCAUAUUGUAUGGUCUGAAAAGUACACUUUAUUUAAAGUCAAAUUUUAUUGUGCUGUUUAAAUGAACAAAAACAAUGGUUUGAUAAAUUU